Messenger RNA from Nymphaea colorata (pocket water lily), 1790 nucleotides. RefSeq names its product elongator complex protein 5. The transcript has 10 exons. Gene Ontology annotation, cellular component: cytosol; nucleus; elongator holoenzyme complex. Gene Ontology annotation, biological process: tRNA wobble uridine modification. The coding region runs from base 195 to 1343 and encodes 382 amino acids. The record is from RefSeq and is a predicted model, not a curated record. Gene Ontology annotation, molecular function: tRNA binding. Lineage: Eukaryota; Viridiplantae; Streptophyta; Magnoliopsida; Nymphaeales; Nymphaeaceae.
ACGAGCCCGGCCUGGCCUCUUUCGGUCCUUGAGGCGACUGUAGUCUGUAGGCCGUCCCUGGUAGGUUUGGUCUCUUGCUUUUCGGAGAAUAAACUUGCGAUUCACGAGGAAGAAAUCUAUGAAUUCCACAAGUGCUCACAAUCGCGGGAAGCGACCGGCGUCAAUAGCGGAAAGUUUUGACUCUUAGUGUAAAAAUGGUAGAAUCGGUUGCUCGGAUUUUGAGAGAUGGGGUGCUGGAGGGAGAGUACGCACCCGCGCUGAUUAUCAAGGACUCGUUGAGCAUGCAAUCGGGUCUUCAUGUUUUCGAUCAUUUCCUUUGCAACCUUUGCUCUAACAUCUCCUCUAGCAGGUCCCAAGCGCGGGGUUUGGUGGUCGUCACGUUUGCAAGAAAGCCUGCAUUUUAUUUUGACUUGUUAAAGAGACGAGGAGUCGACACUACACACUCGGAAAGAUGGUUACAGAUUCUAGAUUGCUAUUCAGAUCCUCUUGGCUGGAAGGACAAACUCUUGAGUCACACUCAAGAGCAUGUUAAGGACCAUAAAAACGUGGCUGUUUUUAAGGAUGUCACCAACACAAAUAAGUUGAUCUUUUCUAUUCUCGAUCUUGGGAAAGAAAUCAUUGGACAAGAGAAAGGUCGAUUCUCAGUAGCAAUUGAUCUGGUUACUGAAUUGAUCAGGCACACAUCUCUGCAAUUAAUAUGUAGCCUUAUAAACAAUUUUCGCAGCCAUGAUCAACUUUCAUCUCUUCUAUGGUCAAUACAUUCAGACCUGCAUGAGCCUAGGACUGUUGCAGCGCUUGACUAUCUGUGUAGUAUGACUUUGUAUCUGGAUUCAAUGGUUCACCAACCCACAGAUGUUUAUAGAAGCAAUGAGAACUUGUCUAGAUUGGAACAAAAUUCCAACAGGGGCAGAUUACAUCUACGGCUGAAACGUAGAAAUGGGAGAGUCAAAAUUCUAUCCGAGGAAUUUUUGGUGGAAAAUGGCGGAGUCAAGUUUGUACCAGUUUCUUCUGGGAAUGCUAUUAGCAAUGAAAGCUGUUUACCAAAGGUCCAGUUUAAUCUCCAGCUUACAGAGAAGGAAAGAACCGAUAGGGCAAAAGUUGUGCUUCCUUUCGAGCACCAAGGGAACGGUGAACAUAUAGAGAUAUAUGAUGGGCGAAGAUCACUUGCAAGGUUUCAGAAAAAUAACGUGCUGAGUUCUCUAACUGAUGACACUGUUUCUGCUGUUAGCAAAGUAAACUUAGGAAUGGAUGAUGAUGGCAAAGGUCAGAUACACUAUGUACGUGAUUCGGAUGAUGAGAAAUUUGAUUCUGAUGAGGAUCCAGAUGAUGAUUUGGACAUAUAGUCCUUUUUCCUUCAGUUUGAGAACAACCAUCGCAUGGUUUGAGGCUGAGAACCUGCAAUCAUGGCAGGCUUACUACCCCCUCGUCCGGUCAAUUUAAUACUUUUGUGUUCCUUGUUUCUCUGACAAAUGUUUUAUGCUUCAUAUCCUAGAGAUAAAUGACGGUCUCUACCCAACAACAGGAACAAGGUGUUUUUUUUUUGUUGCUUUGGAGAUGUAGUUGUAGUGGAUUCUUUAAUGGCCUUUUGUCAUUGUUGUCCUGGCGAUAUGGUCCACUUUUGGAUGAGUUAACAGCCGAGUGCCUUGAUAGGCAGCCUUUUUUGUCUGCACUUGUUAAUGGCAAAGCAACAAUGCCUUUUCUCUUCUGUGCCUUCAUCCCUUGUACUCUAAAAUACUUUCUGGGUGUUUGGCAAUGUAAAUUCAGACUUCAGCUGGUUUUCUUUCUUUAAA